Messenger RNA from Fundulus heteroclitus (mummichog), 1792 nucleotides. Its product is annotated as teratocarcinoma-derived growth factor 1-like. The record is from RefSeq and is a predicted model, not a curated record. The coding region runs from base 327 to 929 and encodes 200 amino acids. NCBI's taxonomy places the organism in Eukaryota, Metazoa, Chordata, Actinopteri, Cyprinodontiformes, Fundulidae. The transcript is spliced from 6 exons.
CCUCUUGUUGAUUGCAACCUGCAGACAGGCGGAAAGGGGCGUGGCUUGUGGAGCCCCUCCCCCUGCUGAAUGGAAAUCACCUGGGGAGCAGAGAGGAGGGAGGAGGUUUGCAGAGGAUCAGCAGGAGAUGUUUCCUUCAAGUGAGGCUGAGAAAGCCUGGAGCUCAAGAUUUAUUCCGGGAUUUGUUGAUCUUCUUGAUUUUCCGGGGAGCAGAAACUGAAUAUUUAGAUAAUUUUUCAGCAUUUUAUUUUUUUGUGUAGUUUGUUCACAUUUAAACUGCAACGAAUUGGAAUCUGGAGCAUUUUAAAUUGGUUUUCUGCUACAAGAUGAGGCAGCUGCAGAAGUUCAGAGCGCUGCUCUGUGCUGUCUGGUGUCUCCGGGCUGCUGCUGCUGCAUCUCCGCCUUCUGCAGGCUUUGAGGCAAACCACCACUCUUCCUCCACUGCUGCUCCAUCUUCUUCUCCUUCGGCGGUGCAAUCCUCCCGUCCCUCUCAGCAGUUUCUGGCUCGGUUUACCCAGGUGAGCUCUCCAAACAGCGGGGACCGUAAACAGCGGGACGCCAGCGCCGUGCGUCCCUUCAUCGGCCUCACCAGCAGCGCUGAGCAGAGCCGGAGCUGCUGUAAGAACGGAGGAACCUGCAUCCUCGGCAGCUUCUGCGCCUGUCCUCCAUUCUUUACUGGGAGGAGCUGCGAGUACGACACCCGGAUCAGACGAUGUGAUUUUAUACCUCAUGGAGAGUGGGUCCAGAGAGGAUGUUCCUACUGUCGCUGUUUCUACGGCGUCUUGCACUGCUUACCUCGCGUUUUCCACAAAGAUUGUGAUGAUGCAGACGAGGCGGUGCGUUGGCUUGAUUCGUCGGCGGUCAGGAUGAAUCCUCCCAGCUGUUUCCUGUUUCUGCUGCUGCCACUUCCUGCGCUGCUGCUCCUCUGAUGCCAGCCCUGCAGCCUGGUUCCUUCCCUGCAGACAUGUCCAAACGAGCAGGAUCACUUUUAUUCUCCUCUGGGCUCUAAACCGACCAACACAGAUGCUUUAAGCUGGAGGACUGAUCAGACGCCGGGUUUAUUUUAUCCCUCUGAAAUGUUUCAACAGAGAACGGAGGACAGGAGUUCUUCCCUCGUUGUUCCAAAUGAAACUCUGCUUUGUGUUUGUCCAGGAGGUAAAUGAAAUGAAGGAUGCUGUACAUAAGAUUUUUAUGCAACAUGUUUUUUAAAAUCAUUUAUCACUUUAUUUUCUCUUUGUGAAAGAAAAUAUUUGCUGUGAUUCUUGUUUGAGACUUGCACAAACUGAUGUGAUGUGACACUUUGUCUUUAAAUCUAACCUUCAUGUUUUUAAUUAAUGCCUUUAUUUAUGUUGGUGUUGCACAGGAUUAAUUUUUUAGGGAAGCACGUUUAACUGUGUGAGCAGUUUAAAGUCUGUGCUCCCAGUCUGUGUCUCUGUUAUCUGGAGCUUUUUCCAGAGAGGAACCGUUCUCCCCUCGCUGUUAUCUCCACCGCUUACAGGUUGAAUUUGAUUAUUUGCUGCUUUCUUAUCUUAAACCAACACAGCAGCGGCUGUUCUGCAGUCCGUCUGCUGGUUUGCUGCUGCAGAUCCAAUAAAUAAGCAGCAGAACUGGUUCAGGUUUAUUCUUAAUAAGUUAAUGCUCCCUCUGAAGCAGCUGGUGUCCAAAGCAGGAUCCCACAUGUGGAAAACUGCUAACGUAAAGAUUCCUUUAUGAAUCAAACCAGUGACAAACAUUCACACCUUAAUCAACUCACAGCCACAGACUUUAGUGUGUUGUCAAUUCUGUUCAGCUG